AUGAGUGGGAAAUUGGAAGAUAUCGGGGAACUCGUUUUAUUGAUAGGAGAUUUUCAUUCUCCUAUUCGUAAUUUAGGACUUCCUGAUUGUUUUAAAGAACUUUUAAAGACAGAUAAAAUAAAACAUGUUUUAUGUACAGGAAAUGUAGGAUGUAAUGAAAAUUUGGAAUUACUUAAAAAUAUUGCUGACUCAGUACAUAUAACAAAAGGUGAUAUGGAUGACAAUUUUGAUUUCCCAGAAGAUAUUACAUUAUGUAUAGGAGAUUUUAAAAUCUCUUUAAUUCAUGGUCAUCAAAUUAUUCCAUGGGGAGAUAUGAAUGCUCUUUUACAAUGGCAAAAAAAAUAUGAUAGUGAUAUUAUUAUAAGUGGACAUACACAUAAAAAUUCUGUUGUUCAAUAUGAGGGCAAAUAUUUUAUUAACCCUGGUUCAGUUACAGGAGCUUUUCAACCAUGGGUAUCUGAACCUACUCCAACUUUUAUAUUAAUGGCUGUUGCUAAAAGUAGUAUUGUUUUAUAUGUAUAUGAAGAAAAAAAUGGAAAAACAAAUGUGGAAAUGAGUGAACUACAUAAAUGA
Plasmodium adleri (nom. inval.) is the source of this 573-nucleotide messenger RNA. Its product is annotated as vacuolar protein sorting-associated protein 29, putative. Gene Ontology annotation, cellular component: retromer complex; endosome. Lineage: Eukaryota; Apicomplexa; Aconoidasida; Haemosporida; Plasmodiidae. Bases 1 to 573 code for a protein of 190 amino acids. The record is from RefSeq and is a predicted model, not a curated record. Gene Ontology annotation, biological process: intracellular protein transport; retrograde transport, endosome to Golgi. The transcript has a single exon.